This is a messenger RNA of Chrysoperla carnea, 1342 nucleotides long. RefSeq names its product eukaryotic translation initiation factor 2 subunit 2 (gene eIF2beta). Gene Ontology annotation, cellular component: eukaryotic translation initiation factor 2 complex. The transcript has 4 exons. The record is from RefSeq and is a predicted model, not a curated record. Bases 216 to 1208 code for a protein of 330 amino acids. Gene Ontology annotation, biological process: translational initiation; formation of cytoplasmic translation initiation complex; formation of translation preinitiation complex. Gene Ontology annotation, molecular function: translation initiation factor binding; translation initiation factor activity; mRNA binding. NCBI's taxonomy places the organism in Eukaryota, Metazoa, Arthropoda, Insecta, Neuroptera, Chrysopidae.
CAAGUACAGUAAAAUAAAAACGCUACAAUCAAGUCAUGGUGCAAGUUUAUUCCUGAAGAGGGAACUAAGCAUAUGAAUUGUAUUUUCUCAUGUGGCAAUGAACGGCUGAUGUAACAUUUUAUCUAAAGUGAAAAUGUAUUAAUAAAAACAUAUUUAUAUAAAAACAAUAUUAAAAUUUGUGUAUAGUAUUAAACUGGAUAUAAACAAUUAUCAAAAUGACAGAAGAUGAGGCAAUAUUUGAUCCUUUAUUGAAGAAGAAAAAGAAAAAAAAGAAGACCACAUUUGAUAUAGAUGCAGCUUUAGCAGAAGGGGGUGAUGGUGGUGCUGCAGCUAACACCAACCACACAGAACCGGUAGAAAAUUCAUCAUCGAAGCCGGUAGAAGAUAAACAUACUGUCGACGAUGAUCAAGAUGAUGCUAACUUGGAUUUGGACUUGGAAAGUUUCGGUAAGAAGAAAAGGAAAAAGAAGAAGCCAUUUAAUAUGGAAGAAUUAGAAGGUGCAUUACCAGAAUCGAAAGAAGAAACUGUUCCAGUUACGGAAACGGUUCAAGAUGAACCGGUUGUUGAUGAUAAUUUCGACUUAGACAUGGACUUCAGUAAAACGAAAAAAAAGAAAAAGAAGAAGAAAGAUUUAGAUGAAUUGAUGGCAGAAGCUGAUGAAAAACAAAAUGAAGAUAAAGAGAAUGAGGAUACUUCAACUUCAUGGUUUGGUUCUGAUCGUGAUUAUACGUAUGAUGAACUAUUGAAUCGAGUGUUUGAAAUAAUGCGUGAUAAAAAUCCUGAUAUGGUUGCUGGUAAAAAACAAAAGUUUGUAAUGAGACCACCACAAGUUGUACGUAUUGGAACAAAGAAAACAUCAUUUGCUAACUUUACCGAAAUUUGUAAAACAUUACAUCGACAACCGAAACAUUUAUUAGACUUUUUACUCGCUGAAUUAGGUACUAGUGGGUCUGUGGAUGGUAAUAGUCAACUUAUUAUCAAGGGUAGAUUUCAACAAAAACAAAUUGAGAAUGUUUUAAGAAGAUACAUUAAGGAAUAUGUAACCUGUCAUACGUGUCGUUCGCCGGAUACAAUAUUACAAAAAGAUACACGUUUAUUCUUUUUACAAUGUGAAACGUGUGGUUCUCGUUGUUCUGUAGCAAGUAUCAAAUCAGGUUUCCAAGCCGUUACUGGCAAACGUGCUGCCAUUCGAGCGAAAACUGCCUAAGUCGAACACACUUAACAAAAAUAAAACUACUAUAUAUAUUAUAUAUACAAUUUUUUUAAGAAUAAAUAAAUCAAUGCAUGUAUGCAGUAUUAUUUUUAAUAAACUACAAAGAGAACAACACACUUCAAAAUAAA